Molecule: messenger RNA, 2231 nt
Organism: Pelobates cultripes (western spadefoot toad)
Lineage: Eukaryota; Metazoa; Chordata; Amphibia; Anura; Pelobatidae
Source: the annotation of a GenBank genome assembly
AUGCCUUUUUUGUAUCCGCAAACGAGCAGAAAGACCCAACGGAAAACCGGGGCCUACACCGCCUACCAAGCCUCAAGGUUCGCACAAGAACUCACAGCCCUGAAAGUGCUCCAGGACCCCUACCUGCAGACUGGGACAGCUGCGCCUAACGACUACAACAUGGGCAGAAAAUCCCAGAGACCCACACAGAACACAAGCAGGACCACACAGGACAUAGGCGACCUGCUGCAAAGACCAACGGCGCCCAAGAUGGCGGCCUCGCCAGACCGCACAACUGCCUCCCAAGAUGAAGGAGAGCAAUCCGGAGCCGAACAAGAACUAUUAACCGCUCACCCAAUAAGGGAUCCACAAACUAACAGAACUAACCUCACACCGGCUACUAAACAAGACAUAGCCGACCUGCUGAAAGAAAUGAGACAAAUGCACGCAGCAGAUAUGGACUUGCUAAGGACCGAAAUGCAGGCAAUAAUUACACGCACUCAAGCCACUGAAGAGGACACCCUAGACUUGAAACAAGAGGUACAGGGUGUAACGGAGCUCCCUGUACUCCGACCGAGUACCCUCCGUUGAUGGAUGCUCCUAGCGCUUCCUGAGGACUCCAAACACUGCAGCAGACACCACAACCACCGCAGACUCCACAACCGCCGUAGCUUAACUGGAGUCUCGCCGUCUUCCUUCCACCCUGGAUCAGCUUCUGUCCUCCAGGACCGUGUGGGGAAGACCUCUCCUCCAGGAGAGCGUAACAGGAACAGCUCUUAAAAGAGCUAAGUGAUUAAAAGCUCAGGGGAGUAUGCAGAGCAUAGCAAUCCCCAGUGUGCUAUAGCAGUUCCCUCCAAUAACGAGACAAGGCUACGUAUUGAGGGUCAAGAAGAUCUGAUGUUUAAUGGCACACACUCUGCUUUUAUGAGAUUCUGCCCAUGCAAGGGAGACACCCACAUAAUUAGCAGUAUAACCAAUCGGAACAAUAUACAUUCGGGGAAAUUCCCAUCCCUCAGAUAAUCACAUAACAUAAUUAAAACAGAACAGUAAAAAUACAGUUUUUAUACAUGUACUAUAACUUCCAAACUACACAGCCAAUCUUCAUAAAAUUACAUAUUUGGAAUCAAUCCAUUAAGGGGAGCAACAUAUUAAAAAAUGGCACAAAUCAGACAAGGGGUUCAAAAGUUAGCAAAAGUGUCUUUUGGGGCCUGGCUGGCAGCAUGGUUUUCUGGCCCAAACCGGUUUUACAGAGGCCUCUAUCCUGGACAAUGGGGAAAGUAAUCCAAUUAUCCAGGGAUAGAGGCAGACUCCAUUAACCACAUGUUAGCAAAAGACACAAAAAGACACAAAAAUACAUAACUCCUAUUGAACUGAACAGAACCCCCACAUUCAACCUAUCCCCAGAUGGCUUGGAUCUGAGCGCUCAAUAUAUCCAAACAGCGCUCAGAUCCCACAAAUACAGUCAAAUCGCCAUACACACUAGGUCCAUAGUCAUGGGGCAGAAGGCUGGCAAUUAGGCUUCUCCAUAACACAGGGAAGCAGGACAAUUUGUCAAAUAAAAUAACAGUUACAAAUGGCAGUUUGUAACACAGGGGCUAAAAGAACAAAUAAUACUCAUGCAGACAUCCCAAUCCAACCUCACUACGAGAAUGGACCUAGCAGAGGACCGCAACAGGCGCACUAACUUAAAACUAAGGGGGAUACCGGAUAGCGUGGACUCCACAGAACUACCCCUCUACCUCAGACGUCUCACAGCCACGCUCCUACCGCACGCCCAAGCCAAAAAAUUCACACUAGACGGCUUCUUUAGGAUCAAAAAAGCAAGACAAGCCCCAGCCACAGCUCCACAAGAUGUCAUCAUCCGGUGCCACUCAGUGGCAGACAAAAUCAAGAUCCUUACAGCAGUCAGGGGAGGGACACCACUUGCUUUUGAAUCAUCCCACAUUACCUUCUAUCAGGACUUAACAAGAAACACGCUGUUGUGGCGCAGGUCCCUGGCACAAGUGACGAGCAGUCUGCGCGAAGCUAAAAUUGAGUACAAAUGGACUCUACCAAGGACCCUGACUGUAACCAAAAACGGUACCACACACAAUCUUUCCUCACUACAGGAGGCAGAACAGUUCCUACGCGCACUGGGGAUUCACACCGGACCCGCAGCACAAGAAACUCCCACGUCUUCGCACACCUGGGAUCCUGACAGAAUGACCCCAUUCAUCCUCAGGAAUAGAGAGCACCAGAGAGAACCGACCUGA